Pteronotus mesoamericanus is the source of this 433-nucleotide messenger RNA. It is a transcript of the gene FXYD2, whose product is annotated as FXYD domain containing ion transport regulator 2. Gene Ontology annotation, biological process: monoatomic ion transport; regulation of sodium ion transmembrane transporter activity. The transcript is spliced from 6 exons. Bases 64 to 258 code for a protein of 64 amino acids. Gene Ontology annotation, cellular component: membrane. Gene Ontology annotation, molecular function: sodium channel regulator activity. The record is from RefSeq and is a predicted model, not a curated record. NCBI's taxonomy places the organism in Eukaryota, Metazoa, Chordata, Mammalia, Chiroptera, Mormoopidae.
AGGCUCUCAGCAACAGGCACCUUGCAACUCUCUCCCACCGGGACAUAGCCAGCCGCUCUUGCCAUGGACAGGUGGUACUUGGGUGGCAGCCCCAAGGGGGAUACCGACCCAUUCUACUAUGACUAUGAGACUGUCCGUAAUGGGGGCCUGAUCUUUGCUGCCCUGGCCUUCGUGGUGGGGCUCAUCAUCAUCCUCAGCAAAAGACUCCGCUGCGGAGGCAAAAAGAAGCAUCGGCCAGCCAGUGAAGAUGAGCUGUAACGACAGAGUCAGCUGUGCCACCAUGGCACUGGGGACAGUUGAGAAGCCUUCCCUGAGCUGCAGACUUUUGUCCCAGAACCACCAGGUCUUCAGAUUGAAGGAGGCACCAGGCUUCAUGUGACCCCUGGAAGGGCAUCCUCACACCCCACGUCACCGCUUCCUAAUAAUAAAGCUG